AACUUAGUUUGACGUUUAUCUGCAGUGUAGAUCAAAACAAAAUAAUAUUCUGUUUUAUCAAGAAGCUCAUUAAUAAAACAGUCCUCUAUCGCUGGCUUCAAUAGGAAAGCAGGGUUGGUGUUAUCAUGAGCAGUUGAUGUUUCUAUAUUUAUCUCAAAGGUUCAAUAUGGACGUUAGGAUUGCUUCAUCAAAAACCAAAUCUCUGUCUUCUUAGUUUCUGAACUGAACCGUUCUGUCAACACGUUCUUUUUAUUCUUUGAAAUGACAGUAUUAUUGGUUGUCAGACUGAGCUGCCAACAAUCUGACUGAAGGUUUAUAAGCUGUUAUCACACUUGAAGUGUGGGAGUGUUUGCCCCGGAGGUUUCUUCUCACUUCAGGGUAUUCUUCUUCUUCUUUUUCUUCUGUUUUUGUUUUCUUAACUUCCUGAUUUCUGCUUCCUCUCAGUUUUUUAUUUUCCUUGAUUUCUUCCCUUAUCUGCUUCUUGUGUUAUUUUCGAAAUGUUAAACCAUGUUGACAUCCCACCAUUUCUUCUUUUCUCUUGCCCCCUUUCUUCCCUAUGAAUUAGUACAUCCUUUAAGGUCAUGUUUCCUCUUUGUUUCAUUCAUCAGUAUCUUCAUCUUUGCAUUUUUUCCAGCUUUAUAUUCAAGAUAAGUGGUUGCCCAUUCCCCCCCCCCCCCCCCCUUCUUUAAGUCUUUCCUCAGGUCAGUCAUGGCUUGCGCUAUUUUGGUGGAGUUUGCCCUCUCCCUGCUGACUCUCAAUUAUCAGGUUGAACAUUAACUCCCAGGUUUCACCUUGCUGGUCCUUGGCCCACUAACUGCUCGUCAUCAGACAAACUACAGGCCGUGUUGUUUUCCGUACAUGCACGCUGCUGACAGACGAAGGAGAAGUAAGAGGAAGUCACUGGAGUAGAGAGAGGAAACAGUCAACGUGUAAAGGAAGCGGCAAGCCGUGGGAGCAUAGGGAGUAUCAAUGAAUAUCUGAAUCAUUGAAGCAGAUCUUAAGCGGAGGGAUCCGCGUUGGUUUUAUACCUCUGGAUCCAGUGAGAUUUUGUGUGGAAGAGUAUCGACUGUGAGCUACCGUCUUUGGCUGCGAGGAGGGAAAUGAAGCUCGCUCUCUCAUGGUAGUAAAAGUGAUGGAGCCCAUGACGGUGACGACGUCGGUAGUCGGACCAGAGGAGUUCGACCGCAAUGCCCCGCGGAUCUGCGGCGUGUGCGGCGAUAAGGCCACCGGCUUCCACUUCAACGCCAUGACGUGCGAAGGCUGCAAGGGAUUCUUCAGGCGCAGCAUGAAGCGCAAAGCCUCUUUCACCUGCCCGUUCAACGGGAGCUGCACCAUCACAAAGGACAACCGCCGCCACUGCCAGGCCUGCCGCCUCAAACGUUGCGUCGACAUCGGCAUGAUGAAAGAGUUCAUCCUGACGGACGAGGAAGUUCAGAGGAAGAAGGACAUGAUCGUAAAGAGGAAAGAGGAGGAGGCAGCCCGGGAGGCGAUGAGGCCUCGUCUGAACGACGAGCAGACCCGGAUCAUCUCCUCCCUGGUGGAAGCUCAUCACAAGACCUACGAUGCCUCCUAUUCGGACUUCUCCCGCUUCAGGCCUCCGGUGCGUGAAGGCCCAGUAACGCGCAGCGCCAGCAGAGCCGCCUCCCUUCAGUCUCUGUCUGACGCCUCCUCUGACUCAUUCAACCACUCACCAGAGUCUGUGGACACCAAGAUGAACUUCAGCAACCUGUUAAUGAUGUACCAGGACGGGGCGAGCAGUCCAGACUCCAGCGAGGAGGACACCAAGCUCUCGAUGCUGCCCCACCUGGCGGACCUGGUCUCGUACAGCAUCCAGAAGGUCAUCGGCUUUGCAAAGAUGAUCCCCGGCUUCAGAGAUCUGACGGCAGAAGACCAGAUCGCUCUGUUGAAGUCGAGUGCCAUCGAGAUCAUCAUGCUGCGUUCAAACCAGUCGUUCAACCUGGAGGACAUGUCCUGGAGCUGCGGAGGACCCGACUUCAAGUACUGCGUCACUGACGUCACAAAGGCCGGUCACACUCUGGAGCUAUUGGAGCCGCUGGUGAAGUUCCAGGUCGGUCUGAAGAAACUCAACCUGCACGAGGAGGAGCACGUGCUGCUCAUGGCCAUCUGCCUGCUCUCCCCAGAUCGUCCCGGCGUCCAGGACCACGGGCGCAUCGAGCAGCUCCAGGACCACCUGUCUGAGACCCUUCAGGCCUACAUCCGGGUCAACCAUCCAGGCGGGCGCCUCCUCUACGCCAAAAUGAUCCAGAAGCUGGCCGACCUGCGCAGCCUGAACGAGGAGCACUCCAAGCAGUACCGCUCGCUCUCCUUCCAGCCCGAGCACAGCAUGCAGCUCACCCCGCUGGUGCUGGAAGUGUUCGGCAGCGAGGUGUCAUAGCAGAGGAGGAGAGGCGCACACACACAGGAUGAUUUAACAACCCAAACCGCCUUUUUCCCCCAGCCCUGAUAAACCUGGACAUGUGGGAGAACGAAGGAUAAUCACCUCUUCAUAAUCUGCUCAUCCUCCUCCUCCUCCUGCUUCUCUUCCUCCUCCUCCUCCGCAUCUCUGGACCUCAAGCAGCAGACACCUGGACCUCUGGAUUAAUGGAUUUCAGACACCAUGAAAUGUUUCUGCAGUACUUGGAUAACCGGAUGAUCUCUGACCUCUGGAUUUGAAAACACAGUGCCGCAUUAAAUUUCAUUACAUCCAGAUCCCUUCUACCGGAAACAUAAAAAAAACCAACACCUUUAUCAUCACCACCUCGGAACCCUACCGCUGGACUCCUGCCUUUUUUCUGUUUUUUUUUACAGUGAUGACAGCUCGACGGAUGUGACUUCCACGUCCUUUAAUACCAUCAACCUCAUAACAUUGUUCCAUGUUCACACCGUCGCGGUGACUGACAGGAAUAGUCUCAGAUUUACUUCUUUUAACCAUGCUGCCACGCGUGAGGUACAGAUAUAUUUCUAGCCAUAUUACUUCACCAGUGUUAGACAGCUAUAAACAUUUACAGAUUUUUUAACAGCAAGGACAUCCAAAUAUAUAUAAAAGAUCUACUUAGCCAGCAAAGGAGCAAGCUUCAGAAAAGGCAUGGAAAUAAAACUUCAAUUUACUUUGUUAAGAUGGGAGUCUAGCAGGUGCGUUUUUAUGCCCUGUGUUUCAGUGUUUUGUGCAAACCAAGAGAGGUUUCAGACAGUCAGCUGAAGCUUAUGUUGGAGUGUUUUAGUGUAAAAAAAAAAAAAAGGAAGGGAAGGAAAAAGAGUAAAGGAGGUAGGAUGGAUGGAGAGGAAAUGCUACGGUUUGAGUUCCCUGAGGGGAAUUUCACAAAGCAAGAAUGUAUGUAUAAUGCUAUAUAAAUAUAAAUGAUACGUAUAAGCUGAUAUAUAUAUAUAUAAAUAUAUAUAUAAAUAUAUAUAUUUAAGAGAGUGUUUGCUUCUGAGAAAGCAAAACAGUUCUGAGUGUUGUAUAAUGUAAAAGAUAUGAAGGCGCCUCCUCAGCUGUGCGUGUGUGUGUGUCCUCUUUUAAACGACACACACACACACACACACACACACACACACACACACACACACACAUUAGAGCGCACUGAGAAGCGUGCGAGGAGUCCUUCUAAUUUUGGUGAUGUGUGUACAGUUUAUGAGAAUAUUGAUGGACCACAAGGGGGUGUGUGUACAGGCUCUGGCGGAGGGUUCAGUGCAGGGAAGCACCUCUCUGUUGAUGUUUUAUAGUCGUGCGUGGACCUGUGAAGUUUGUAGACUGACAUGCGCAAACACAACGUCACGUUUUAAGCCGAUGGUAAUUAUCCAAAACGAAGCGUUUGUUUCGGCUGCUUAGAUUUGCUGCUAAGACAGUUUAGAGCUCGAUAGUUGGACAGAAGCCAACUACCCGGCUGUUGCCUCAGGGAAAAAGUUUGUCUGGUGUAGUGUACUUGGUGUUUAUGGUGUGUGUGGCGUAAGCUUACAAUCAGAAGACAGAGAUUGUUUUUGAAGCUCUAUAUAGGCAUCACUGUGAUUUCUAAUCAAUACAAAAUAACAGCAUACGUAAGCUAACGGUGGAACCUUUUUUCAAAUGAUUACUAAAGAUUUUCAUUCCUGAGCUUAUCUGUUUGUAUUUAACUCAUUUUAAGAAACAGGUUGCAUGAGCAUAUUUGGACGUUAUCGUUAAAUUUAAAAGUCCCCCAUUAAAUGCUUUAGAGAACAGACAUUUACAUUUUAUUAUCAUCAUAAGCUUCGUUUCGUUUCAGGUCAAAGAAACUAUUCUACAGAUGGUAGCGCUGUACAGUAGUGAACAGUAUAUAGGAGCAUCUAGUGUUGGUCGAAUGAAAUCCUUCUGAUGCUCUAAACGGAGAGUUUGUAAACCGAGAAAGAAACUUUUUUUUAUACUCAAUAUAAAAAAAAAAUCAAGCCUCAUACUUUAUAGUCACAUUUAUAUCAUUUCAACACCAGCUACAUAAGCGAGGUUUUUAGGAUCUUACAUUUCAACAUCACUACAUAUCAUAUCACCUUUCUGUCGACACAUUGCAUGCUCACCCCCUCACGCAGGCCUGGAUCGCCCCCUUGUGGACAAACUUUGUAAAUACCACUUGCUACGUCUGUACAUAGUUAGAGAUUAAUGUAGGCAAAAUACGAGAAUUCAGAUGUUGACGGCAAGAUGCUCUGGAGAUACAGCACUAUAUGCAAAUUAGGAGAUGGACUCCUGUGUUUUAUUCAACUAUUACGGGACCUUAGGUGCAACUCCUGGUGAAACAUCUGACUUGUUCUUGGGCGCCCAGUAGAAGACUGCUGGAUUUGGGUUUGACCAGUUUGGCUUUUUUAAAAGCUGACGCUCAGUACAUGAGACAUUUGAUCACAGAUCAAGGCUAGGUCAGAAUUGCCAUUCAUUCCUCCUGUGUCAAUGUAGCUGCCCCACUUCCUUUUGGGGACUAAAGAAACAAUCAAUCAAUCUUUAAUUUAAGUAUAGCACCCAUUCAUAACAAAUGCUAUCUUUACACUGCUUUACAAAAAGCAGUGAAGAAGUAGUCAUUCCUCGAAAUGCCCCCAACCACAAAUCUGAAGAAAACUCAAAAAGAGGACUGACAGAAAAAGCAGCAGAAUGCUUUUCAAACUGAGGAGGUGUAACAUUGAACAUGGCUUCUUCUGCAGGGAAGGUAGCCCCUAUUUUUACAACUAAUUAUGUAAAAUCAUGCAUGGUGUGUCCCUUCUCCAAGGUGAAGAUUUAAACACCUAACUCUCCAGUUGCAGGCACCUAAAGACCCCUCAGAGGGGGGAUGUAAGGAUUGGGUUCAACACUGUUGUUGUCACUUUUUAAAGAGCCAGACUUGGUCACACUCUGUUAUCGACGAUGCUCGUCUUCACUCUUGCAAUGAUGAGACUCAUGUGUUGUGAUUGCAAAGGCUUUAUGUGACUGAACAUUCCCGGUGGUGGUCUCGUUGAGCGUUUCCAGCCAGCUGAGACCCCGUGCACGAUCUAAACUAAAAAAAAACAUCAGUCUGAGCAUCAGUCUCUGCAGCAGGUUUUCUACAGGCACCCAACAGCUCAACCAGGAAGUGUCCUCUGUGUCCCUUUCAAGCUUAUGGAUGUACAUCUUCUCUCUUUCUCUCUUUUUCUGAAGUCUAUCGAAAAGCUUUUGACAAUUAUACAGUGUACCCAUUAUAUCUUCAUUUUGGUGAUUUUAUUUUAUUUUUUCACUCAAUUUUCUUUUUUUCUUUUCAAGAUUGUCAAUAUUAAUGCGUGUCAGAGUUUGCUGUCUAGCUAGCGCUUUGCUUUCUGCGCUGGAACGUCGUUUAAAAUGAAGCAGAGACGAGCGCGGUGGACUCCUGGAGCCUUUUCCAAACGCAAAUGAUCGAGAUCCCCUUCCCCCUUUUUUAUGGACUGAAUACAGAACAGCCCCCUUUUUAACCAAUGGCGUGGCUUCCCUCUUUGUUCAGACAAGGAAGCUCAGUGGCAACCAAUCACCUUCCUGUUUGUUAAGGGAGGAAAACACCUGGAGUUGUAAUCUGAGGGGAAGGGGAAACGGCGGAGCUGAAUCUCUUCAUUUUCAAUGGAAAGGCGGUCAUCAGCUCUGUAAAAGUAAAGAAAAAAAACCGCUACAUCUGCUUUUCCAGAAGCAGGAUGUACCAACACAAUCAAGUGAUCGUGAACUAACACUGCCUCACAUGACUGACACGGGAUUCAGCCAGUGGCAUCCGCGACAGCAUGGGCGUGCCUCUACAUUCAUCACUCAACCAUCUAACCGCCUCCUUUUCUGCAAUAGCCAACUACAGCAGGAUUACUCUUCAUAGCUUUAACUCAGCAGCCAUUCAGGCUCUGCUUCUUUGGAAGGAAAAAAGAAACUCAAGAAAACAACAACAACAACUCACCAAGGGCUGAUAGUAAGAGUCGCAGAUUUAGCUGCUUCAGAAUGGGAUGUGUCACUUUACUGUGAAAUGGACAAUGCAGGAAUAGCUCCUUUUUUUUUUUUUUUUGCCCCCCAGGAUGAAAAAGAAAAAGUUUUGGAUUGGACCUCAAGAAGACUGUGUAGAUCUGUAUAGAGAAUUCUUAGGAGAAAAUGUAUUUUUAAAAAGAAGAUUUGCCACAUGGGGACGUAGUGACGGUCUGUACAGGGCGGUGUGUGCAGUGACUGACGAUGACAUGUCGCCUCCUAAACCCAAAGUGUGACAUUUACCUUUCUCACAACUCGGUGUCUUGCAUUGCAGCUCAUGGAACUUUUUUUUUUUUUUUUGGUUGUUGUUGUUGUUACACAAUCAUCAUUUUGUUUUAGGAAUAGUUUUUGAACUACAUAAAAAAAAGGAGACUUUUUUACAUUUAACUACAACUUCUACAUUAUCUGUUUGAAAAGGAAUGCAGGACAGAGGGGGGACGACGGAGAGGCUGUGCCGCUCUUUUUUUUUUUUUAACGGUUCUGAGGAGUUCCCUCCAGAUUAAAAAAGGCCAUGUUUCUUUCCUUUCACAUUGGGAAUAAACGUGGCUUCACGAUAGAUCUGGCCUCACAAACUUACAGUAGGUGUGUGAGUUUUGUGAGAGGGUUCAUUAGCGAUCAAUUGAACCGAAACAAGGCGGCUGUCUCUCCCCUCUCUCCCCCCUCGUCCCCUCAACCCAGGUCAGCAGCUCCACCUCAGUAGCCUUACUUACAAAACCUCACUCAGCUGGAAACAUUUAACAGAUACCUCAGUAAUCAUUUACAGGAUGACUUGUUUUACAAUAGCCUUUAAGGGAACCAAACAUAAACCCACAACAUACACAGAAAAACGACUUCCAUCUCCUCAGCGACCUCCGCAGUGUUCUCUGUCUUUACCACAGUAAACUAGAUGCCAGUUUUUUAGAAAGAAAGAGGAAGGUUGUCGGUUAGAAUCCUCUGAGUCCUGAGUGGAUCCCAAUGGUUCUCGAUGUUUCUAACUCUCACUCUGUGUGUCGUUCUGCUCUACUCACCUCGACCCUCAUCGCUGCCUCAUUCUGUGUGUUUUCUGUCUGUGUUGUCUCUGCGAACAGACGACGUGCCGCCAAGCUUCGGCUCUGCGUUUUUAACCCAACAUACUACCUCUCCCUUCCGCACAUAUAUACUGUGUGUGUGUGUGUGUGUGUGUGUGUGUGUGUGUGUGCGUGUGUGUGUGUGUGUGUGUGUAAAAACACACAUGUUUAGUUGCAGCAUGAUUGUGUUUACGAUUUUAACACUUACUUAGGAAGGUUUUUGUUUAUAUGUACAGUCUUUUCCUUUUUAACGAUUUUCAAAUGCUGGAUGAUCUUCUUUUUUUUUUUUUUUAAACCUCAAAUCUUAGUAAAAGUCAGUAAAAAGAGAGAAAGGCCUCGUCAGUAUCAUGUCACCACUCAGGUGUGUAAAUGCAUGAAGCUACAUUCACAUAACUUUUAUGACAACACAAAGUUCUUGAAGUGGGUAGGUGACACAUUUCUAAAUGUUUUAAAACAUUUGUGGGAACACAGACCCCCUAAAGAAGCUUCAGAGUUAAGGUAGCUUUGCUCACCUGGCUCGAGCAUACAGGAAAGGGAGACGCAGUAAAAAGAAAGACAGGUUUGGGUAGUUUGCUUACAGAUGCAGUGUUUGCUCUUUGUUUGUUUCUCAAAACCAAGUGUAUUCACCUGGUUCAGAUUCAACAGUGAGUGAAACAAACAACUUCAAAAUAAGCCGAGAGGGACAGGGGACUUAAUGUGAACUACGGUUGAAUAAGAAAUUGAUCCCACUCUCAUGUCUGACCAUUAAAAAAGUAUCUAAUGGUGCGAGAAUGUUAGCGGAGCGAGAGCAGCAACUUCAGGAAAAAAGCUCAACUGACUGUUCAACAAAUAAUGAAUUAAAAGCACUUCUUGUUGGUUUAAAAAAAACAUUUUACUUGUUAUGAAGUGAGUUCUGUAGAGUAGAUUGUGUUAACUACACAAUCGUCCAGGCUAGCUGUUUUAUGCUAAGCUAAGCUAACCUACUCUCUGAAUUUAGCUGCAUAAUAAACACGGAGGCAUGAAAGUGAUAAAGUGACAUUUUGCUCCUCAGAGGAACAGUCAGCGGUUGUGGAAUAAGCUAUUUAAAGAGAAUAAUGACACUAAACUAACGUGAGACGAUGCUGAAUCUUAACCAGAGCAGGUUAGGGAAUAUAGAAAUAUUUUAAUAUAAGAAAAUUGAAGGAGAUGUUCAAGUUCAUCGAGCACAUUUUUGUCAGAAAAUACUAAAAGAAAAUAAAAAAAGAGAAGAUAAUGUUCUGGUUUCAGUCUGUUAUAUGAAUGUAGCAUGAACCUGCAGCGUGCACACUUCAGAGGCAAACAGUGUUACAAAGUCGUUUGGACUCCGGCGGAACAGGAGGCUCCUCCUUAAGAUCGGGAACACCUUUAAAUUAUUUUUGAUACUACUAAACUUACAGCUGUUUUGACGAUGUCAUCAGCUUUGACCAGAAGACGACUUGACUCGGUGACUCGGUUAUACUUCUGGAGGUCAGGGUGCUCGAUGGUGAUGCACCGUCACAGUCAUCUUAAUCAGACCAGAGCGACCAUUUUCAGAUUAACUCGCCCGCUCAGCGACAAAGAGUUAGAAAGAGUUAGAGAGAAAAAUACCGACUUAGAUAAUAAGGAUGUUUGUUCGACUCUGAUACUACGCAGUAUGUGUGGCCCCCUCAGUCUGCUUCGUUUGUCUCUGACUCUAGCUUUUCCUCAAACCUCUGAAAAGGCUUUCUAACAUUGGGAUCCCAUUUUUAGAUAGUCUAGAGAUACAAGUAGUGUUUUUUUCUGCUCCACAGCUUGCUGAGUCUCUCACACACACACACACACACACCUGCUCCAGCUCAACCGCGGCACUCGGCCUUCUUCACUCUGCUUCCGAGUCCUUCAUCGGUCCGCUGCUUUCACUCUGCUUUCAUGAAAACCAGGCCUUUUAAAAGACAUGCUGUGAAUGACACGACAAGCCUUUGGUGAUCACUUUUUGUAUCGUAUGGACUAAUGAAUCACAUUUCAGCUCACAGCAUGUGCAAGUUCACUCUCUGCUCAGUUUGUAUUGCAAUCAGCUGAAGAUGAUGACGACGAUGAUGAUGGAAAGCUUUGAGCCGUUAUGGAAAUAGAAAAGUUUCAUUUCAUAAGUGUGACAUGUUUUAUUACCUUUUGGAUAGAAAAAAAAAGUGACUUAAUUUGUCAGAAUGAAACUCGUUUGUCUGAUGAAUUAAAAAAAAAGAAGUUUAUUGGACUUAAGUGAAGUGAUUCCUGAAAUAUGAAAUGAGAAUAAUCUGGCUAACCUGAAUAACCACAUCCAAAACAUCAAAUGUUAGUCUGUCCUCAGGAAUUGUCGAGUUAUUUUAACACCUUCAUAGAGGAAGGUCCGAGCAGUUUGUGGAUUGUUGAAGUAGAUCUCUUCAGCUGUCAGCCGUGAUGAAGGCUGUCUUUAACGUUGUUUAAUCCUUAGUGGCAAACGUGAAAGUAUUCCAAUAAAAUAUUGAUUUUGAUUUGGUUGCUUACAAAGCCAGAAAAUAAUGAAGACAACAGUUAAUCAGUUAUUCUUCCUUUAAGAACAUGGGGGGGUUGGUGGUCUACCUUUUCUCUGGUCGGUUUGUUAUUGUAAUCGUGCUCCGUUCUGAUUUAUGGAGCGUUUGUUUGACAGACUCUAACACUACUCUACUCUAACACUGAACAAAUGAACUGACUGAAUCAAAGGUAGACAACCAACCCCUGUAAUAGACCUGGUCAAAUGAUUAUUCCUCUCUAUGAUAUCUGGUGCCCUUCAUUUUGAGGAGAACGAUGUGAUGUCUGUUUCUUGUUAAAGAGACAUCAAAAUGUUUUUCUCCCUGUGAGGAUCUUUUCCGUGAUAUUAAGUCAACCUCUCCGGAGUAGUAUCAUGUUUUGAGAUGACAGCUGUGUCGCUGCUGCCAGUGCCGCAGAUCUACUGCAACAACUCCAAACCAAUCCCAAAGUACAAGUUUAAUAAGAAAAAGAAACAUGUUGACAUAGAGCUCGUGUUCAGAAUGAUUUCCUCCUCAAAGGUCAAAUGUCUGGACCCUUAGGAGAGCGGGUAGACAGGAAGAGGGCUUUUCUACUGUCCUGACGGGUGAUUGGCCGUCAUUCAGGAUUGUUGUUCAUCUGUUGCUCUGAUUGCAUUUCUCUGCUACCUCUUUAAAUAUGCGCUUGCUCACACACACACACACACACACACACACACACACACACACACACACACACACACACACACACACACACACACACACGCGCGCGCACUGCAGAAAGACUGCGCUCACAAGCGAACACACAGACUGACAAAAAGACCAACACUGAACACUAAACACACACUCAGAAGGACAAACACACACAUGUGACGCACACCUGUGUGCACUUCUCUCUCUCUCUCUCUCUCUCUCCCUCACCAGCAGUUUUUUGCCAAUGAUGCACUUGUUGUUUUGUCUCUAUGCUCUGCAAAACAUGUGACGUCUCAAAAUGAUUUGUUGUCAUCAUCUGUGUUUGUCUUCUUCUCUUUUUUUUUUAAAUAAAAACUCUAAUCUCUGUAGUCGCACUUUGGGCUAGCCGGGUGGUUAGAAAAUAAAACCAUGAAUUCAUCCAGUACAGAAAGAAAGUUUAAUGUCUUUUUAAAUAAAUAAAUAAAAAACCAACAUAAAUGCACAUAUUGCUCAGCUCAGUUGUAACCUUGGUGUGCCUAGAACCCACAGCCUUAUUUUGGGACAAUAUCAGGGGUUUUAAAAGCAGAGUGCAGGACAACUUGUCUUUGUACUUCUGAUGUUAAGACAGUUUCAUUCAGUUCCAGUAGCUGUUCUGUUUCCCUCUCUUCACAUCCACACUUCUCAAAUUUUUCGUUUCGGUUUUUACGAGUUAGGGGUAGCUUGCUCACGGGAGGUUGCCACGUUGUCGGUCGUUCUUUAAUUCCAUUCAGCACUUUUAUUAUUUUUUUCUUGAUGAUUUCAGUGAACGUUUGUUCAUAUUGUAAGCUCUCCUGCUUCUAAAAACAGCAUCUGGUGUAAAACCCCGUACUGUGCUGAUGUACAGAAUCUUAAACAACUUAUUGAUUUUGUUUAAUUUGACUUGAUUGAACUUUGUUGUUGUUUUUUAAGAAUGACCAGCAGGCGGCGACCUCCCAUAGCAGGAAGUGUUGUCAUCAUUAAGAGGACAAAAUAAAAAAACAAACUAAAAGUUGUAGUUGUGUCCCAAGAUAAGAACCUUUCCCCGUCACCCAUGCACACCACCAUGCAGUAUAUCUCACCCGACCUCAGUGCUUCUAGCAGAAACUUGUCUUUUCAACAUAUACAGUUGCCAUGGCAGCGCUGUUGAUGGCACCGUCAGCAGCCUUAUUAUAAACAAAACAAAUAGUGUUAUACAAACAGAAUCUUAACCCAUGUCUCUCUCUCGCUCUCUCUCUCUCUCUUUGUGAACAGAAUCACCACCUGUUUAUUUUUUUGUGUUGCUCUUUUUCUUUUUUUUUUGCUCUUGUCUUUGAAGUUGAUUCAUUGUACUUUGAUUACAUGCAUUGUAUGUAGUAAAAAAAACUGAUAAUGUUUUGGGGAAAUCACAAAUAAAACAGCUGUACAUAAUGAUGCAAAACAUCA
Messenger RNA from Labrus mixtus (cuckoo wrasse), 12026 nucleotides. Its product is annotated as vitamin D3 receptor A. The record is from RefSeq and is a predicted model, not a curated record. Gene Ontology annotation, cellular component: nucleus. Gene Ontology annotation, biological process: positive regulation of transcription by RNA polymerase II; cell differentiation; negative regulation of transcription by RNA polymerase II. Bases 1118 to 2395 code for a protein of 425 amino acids. Gene Ontology annotation, molecular function: nuclear receptor activity; zinc ion binding; vitamin D response element binding. The transcript has 9 exons. Lineage: Eukaryota; Metazoa; Chordata; Actinopteri; Labriformes; Labridae.